AGUUUGUCAGUUGGCACGUUCGAGUUUGUUUGGUUGCUUCGACUACACACACAAAAUUCGUCCCCACACCCCAAACACAGAGAAACAAAAAAGUGUAGGAAAUGUCGCAGCUGAACGCGGAGGCCCAGCAGAGGCACUUCAUCACGCGCAGCAGCUAUGAGGGCGCCUGGGAUAGAUUGGUGAAUGUGAUGGACGGAUUUGGGAGCUACCGCUAUCCGGAUGGGAGCGAGUAUCGGGGCAGGUUCCAUCAGGGUCAGUUCCACGGCUAUGGUCAUUUGCGACUGGCCCAGCCGUACCGCUUUACGGUUAAGGGUGAGUUCGAGCACGGUCGCCUGGUGACAGUGGAGGACAUGUGGUUUUCCGACGGCCUGCAUGUGGAGGGCAGUUUUAAUGGCAUGGUCUUGCAGUGCGAUGAAUGGGAUUACCUGACGCCCAAGGAUCGGCGUUAUCAUGCCGAGCGUCGCUAUGGCCAACAGCCGGUGGGUCCCACCGCCUUUCUAACAUCCAAAAUGCAGCCCAGGAAUAUUCCCGAGCACUGCUAUGAUGUGGAGGAGGGUCUGUUCAACAGUAAGACCUGCUGGUUGACGGACCGACCAAGUCCGCUACACCAAUUCAUGUACGUGAGCUGCCCGCAAGACAAGGAUUGGAUCAAGAGGAAUUGCAGGAAGGCUAGAACAUCGCGUAUAAUUGAGCCACCUUCCGACUUUUGUCGCCGCAUUAUAGCCAACAAUUUGGCAACGGAACGAGCCCAGUUGCGAAGCACGGCCAUAUAUGCACCCAAUGGACAAGUGGAUCGUGAGCGAUACUUCCACAAGUUGACCAAGAAGCGUGGACAGCCAAAUGAGCCGCUGGAGAACAUUCCCAGACGUCCCAUGCCCGCCGACGAUCCCGCCUGGGAGACGGAGAUGUGUGUGCGUGCCUAUGCCGCGAUGUUGGAUAAACGGCAGAAGGAUCAAAUGGAGUUCCAGCGCGUGCAUCCUUGCGCCAAAAUGGAGACGGUGAAGAGACCACGCCGAUGGUCGAGCACCUCGGAUGUGCGCAAUCCGCAGUCGGGUGGACCAUCCAGCUGCCAGACGGACAGCUUUGGCGAGGAUGAACUGGUCCUAAACUUUGAGGAAUCAUACCGCUCGGCCAACAACAUGAUGCGGAAACGGACGGCGGACAACAUAAAUGUGGUGCAAUCUAAUCUUAUACGCCGCAACAGCUACAUGGACAUGACCCGGUCCAUAUUCGAGUUGUAGAUCCGCGGAUCAAUGUUUUUAAUAUGUUUUUUUCAAUUUAAAUUUUAAGCUUAAGAGCGCAGAGAUAAAAUGAAUGCAAUUACUUUGUAAGCUGUAAAAUAAAAUU
Messenger RNA from Drosophila mauritiana, 1347 nucleotides. RefSeq lists its product as uncharacterized. The record is from RefSeq and is a predicted model, not a curated record. The coding region runs from base 102 to 1241 and encodes 379 amino acids. The transcript has a single exon. Lineage: Eukaryota; Metazoa; Arthropoda; Insecta; Diptera; Drosophilidae.